GUUUUGUAUAAAAUCAAAUCACUUUUUGACGAAUUCCUCAGAAUAAAAAUAUGUUCAUUGUAUAAUAAAUAUCUAUUUUAUCACAAAAGUAGCAGUCAUUACCUAUCAUAAAUAUCUGCUUCAUAAUGAAUGGCUGCUGCUGGCCAUAACACUUAUAAUGACCAAAAAAAAUAUAGUCUAAAGGCAAUAAUAUUUGGAACAGAUGACAGAUUUAGUAGGAAAUCACAUUUUAUCUUUUCCUUACGAAGAAAGCCAUUUUUGUCACCACAAAAUUCUAAGUAGAUCUUAGCCCAGAUUUGACCAUCAGUUGCAUAUACAUGCAUUCAAACAAAUGCAUUCAAGAAGCAAUGUGAUGUACAAAUUUUACUCCAUUGUCUUCCAUGAGGAUUUCCGAUUUAAAAAUCAGCAUUUCUAAUUCUGACACAUGUUACACUUGCAACUUAUUCAUUGUGCAAUAUAAGGCAAAUCCCACUGAGAAAUAGUAGUACCAGAAAAAAACCUGAAAAUGUAUGAAAGGAAAGCUGAGACCACUGAAAACGAUGGAAUAAGAGGAAAUCAAUUUCUAGAAUUUGGCAUUCAAUUACCAUUUUAAAGGACUUGUAAUAAGAAAUGUUCGUUCCAACAUUGACAAACAGCCAGAUAUUUUACUUCUGUUUGUUGUUUCGUUACAACUGUGCUGUUCAUUUCAGCAAUAUUGGGAGGAUGCCUACAUAUGCAUGUGAGCUGAGGGAAUUUCAGAAAGAAGAGAAAUGAAAUUGCAUCAUAUAUCUUGAAAAUCAUACAAACAACUUUGGUGCCACAGAUACUACUACAUUAUAUACAACAAUAUUAUUGUAGUUACUUUUAAAAAAGCACAAGAAAUCUUAUUGACAUGUUCUGUUCAAAAUAAUUUGACAAGAUUUUUUUCAACAGUGUAUGUACGAGGCGUGUUUUUAAAGUAAGUACCGUUUUAAUAUAACGCCGCUGGAGCGCUGCAGUCGGCACUUAGCGCAUGCGCGCUGUGUACCUACAUCUGCUGGGAAGCCACAAACGCCAUUACGGAGCCAAUCGACUGUGUUUACUGUUGUUUGUGUGUUAUUGAAAUGCCGCCGCUCAUUGAGAAUCCCGCCGACUGCGAAGUGCGUGCCGUUAUUCGUUUUCUCAGUGCUAAAGGCUCGAAAGCGGCUGAAAUUCAUCGCCAAAUCAGUGAAGUUUAUGGUGAAAGCGUUAUGAGUGAAGGAAUGGUACGAAAAUGGGUUAGGGCCUUUAGUAAUGGCCGCACAAACAUUCACGAUGAGGAACGAAGUGGGCGACCUUCAGUCAUUAUCGACGAUUUGAUUGAAAAAGUGGACUGUAGAGUGAAAGAGAACAGACGAUUCACGAUUUCAUCUUUAUCUAAAGAGUUUCCUGCAGUUUCAAGAAGUGUUCUCUAUGAAAUUGUGACCGGACGAUUAAAUUAUCGGAAGUUGUGUUCCCGUUGGGUGCCGAAAAUGUUGACGGAGGAGCACAAAACCAAACGUUUGGCCAGUGCAUUGACUUUUCUUGAGCGCUACAGUGACGAAGGAGAUGAUUUUUUAAGUCGUAUUGUUACAGGCGAUGAAACGUGGGUAGCCUACGUUACACCGGAAUCAAAGCAACAAUCCAUGGAAUGGCGACAUUCAUCAUCUCCAAGGAAAGUCAAGUUCAAGCAAACAAUUUCUGCUCAGAAAAUCAUGUGCACGGUGUUUUGGGACAGAUACGGAGUGUUGCUUGUUGAUUUUUUGCCUCAUCGUGAAACAAUCAAUUCAGCUGCAUACUGCGAGACUUUAAAAAAACUGCGCCGUGCAAUACAAAACAAAAGGCGGGGCUUACUGAGCAAGGGUGUCGUUUUGCUCCACGAUAAUGCUCGUCCACAUACGGCAAAUCAAACUCAAGACCUAAUCACAUCAUUUGGCUGGGAACAAUUAGACCACCCUCCAUACAGUCCCGACCUAGCGCCGAGUGACUAUCAUUUGUUUCUGCAUUUGAAGAAGCAUCUGGCAGGGCAGCGCCAUAACAAUCACGACGAAGUCAAAACGACCGUUCUGCACUGGUUGUCUCAUCAGGCGGCAACAUUCUUUGAGGAUGGAAUACAAAAGCUGGUCCCACGAUACGAUAAGUGUCUCAAUAUUAAUGGGAAUUAUGUAGAAAAGUAGUGUAAAAUAUGGACUUUCACAUAAAUAAAAAUUUUGUUAAAAAUGUUUGCUUGUUUUUUUUAUAUUUCAAAAUGGUACUUACUUUAAAAACACGCCUCGUAUUUGUGUUCCUUAAUUCUUUGUAGUACUGUGUGUCUGGUAGCUCCCACAUAUGUUUAAUUGUGUGUUAAAGUGAUGGUCCUCAAUUUAAAUUGC
This is a messenger RNA of Centruroides sculpturatus (bark scorpion), 2348 nucleotides long. Its product is annotated as histone-lysine N-methyltransferase SETMAR-like. The transcript has a single exon. The record is from RefSeq and is a predicted model, not a curated record. The coding region runs from base 1083 to 2153 and encodes 356 amino acids. Lineage: Eukaryota; Metazoa; Arthropoda; Arachnida; Scorpiones; Buthidae. Gene Ontology annotation, molecular function: nucleic acid binding.